Nothobranchius furzeri (turquoise killifish) is the source of this 1918-nucleotide messenger RNA. The record is from RefSeq and is a predicted model, not a curated record. Lineage: Eukaryota; Metazoa; Chordata; Actinopteri; Cyprinodontiformes; Nothobranchiidae.
AAGGGUGAAGCUCCACGGCGGAAGGGGGCGGUAGUGAGUCGGCAACGCCGAAAGCUACGUGGACCAAUCAGACGCAGGUAGACUGAAGGCAGGUGAGAAACGCUCAGGGACAAUGUCUACUCAUCAUUUCUGCUUCUUUCUGAGUCUCCUGCUCUAUCUGCAUGGCUACUACCUGACCGGGACUCGUGGCCAAAAGUCUGAUGGCGCCCUGAUGCUGCUGAACUCUGAGGAAGGAGAAGAGGAGGAUGUAACCGUCAAAGAUGAAGAUGAGGAUUUUGAGGUGGUCCAGCCUAAUGACAAGUGGCAGACACUCAGACCAGGCCAGGCUGUACCAGCAGGCUCCCACGUGAGGCUUAAUCUGCAGACAGGUGAGAAGGAGGUGAGACUGGGAGAGGAGCAGAUGAAGUACAGGAGCCAGGAGCACGGAAAGGAUGAAGACAGCAAGUCCUCCUUAAACCCCGAUGUGCUAAAAAAAGCCAUGAAGAAGAUAAAAGAGGACUUGAACCUGGCCAGCAGAGCAUCAGACCACCAGGACUCUGCAGCAUCCAGGUACCGACCUCUAGAGGAGUUAAAGAAGGACAUGGCUGAACUGGACCUGCUGGUGGAGACGGACCUUCAGAUAAUGAGACGUCUGCUGGAUCAGCUGAGCAGCAGCAGUGCGUCCCCAGAGCAGAGGCUGAAAAUUCUGGAGGAGCUGGAGUACCUGGUGCACCAGUGCAUCAGUAUUCUCAGCUGUCUCUACAGGGGGACAUGUUGGACAAUGGUUGGUGUCGCCUGGUUCCAGAGCUGCUGCAGUCUGAGGAGCACGACCACAGGGAGAAGGCUCUGCAGGCUUUACUGGUGAUGGCUCCUCUGUGUUUGGACCAGUACCGCUCAGAUGGCUCCCUGCUGGGCUCACUGCAGACCCUCAAGCUCCAGUAUGCAGAAGUGAUCCAGUCCAAAGUGGCUCUUGGAGAGGACAACAGCUACUUUACAGAGAUCCUGGAACUGAUCGACUCACUGCAGGUCCAGAUGAAACCCGCAGACGUUUUCUGAGCAGACUUUGGACAGAGGAGGACACGUAGAGAUGAUAGAGUGAUCCCUGGAGCUGAUGUCUCACCUGUACCAGUCUGGUUCUGACCUCCUGCUGGAACAGGAACUUUGUCACCCUGUGAUGAAGUGUCCUCUGCUGCUCCUGUGAUCAGAUGGUGUGAUGCUGAAGAUGUGAGCUGGUCAGACCAAUGCAGCAGACCACAGAUGGUAUGACCUCGUCCCACGUUACUGGACAACUCUUCAUGAACAUCUGCUGUACCCAUGUCCAUCAGCUGUCCUCUGUGGACAUCCAGCUUUCUGCAACAGAAGAACCACUGAUUCUGCUGUCUGUGUUUCACCACUGUGUACAACAAUACUAGUACUUACAUAUGUAACACAGGUGGUACUAGUACUACUGUGUACUACUAUGAUACUGGUCUACAUCUGUAACAGUGGUACUUGUAAUACUAUGAGACUGGUCUACAUCUGUAACAGUGGUACUUGUAAUACUAUGAUACUGGUCUACAUCUGUAACAGUGGUACUAGUACUACAGUGUUACUACUAUGAUACUGGCCUACAUCUGUAACAGUGGUACUAGUACUACUGUGUUACUCUUUCGUUAGUCCUAAUCCAGGUCUCAGGACCAUAGGUGAGCCCUGGACCAGUAGACCUCCAGCUCAGCUUCAUCUCAUCAGACCAGAUUAGCGUCCUCAUCGCUACACCAGCCCAGCCGUCCAUCCCUUCAUGAUCUCCAUUGAGACGGACUCCCGAUCCACUUUUUCCCAAUUCACAACUAACUGGUAUAAAGGACGCGCUCCAGCAGCCAUUGUUGACUUUGGUCUUAUUGUGCUCUGCUCAGAUGUUCUACAAAGCUGUAAUAAUAAAAUAAAUGUAUUUUUUAUCUGG